AGUAAAACCCUAGCUUUUAUACGUUCCUUCAAAACCUUACCCUUCCCUUCGAUUUCCGCCUCCGCCCAUCGCCUCUGAACUCAGAAUUUCAAUCCAACUAAUCCCAUUAUUCAAUUAUGCCGCCCAAGCUCGAUCCUUCUCAGGUCGUCGAGGUUUUCGUCCGAGUUACCGGAGGUGAGGUCGGAGCCGCCAGUUCUCUCGCUCCCAAAAUCGGUCCUCUAGGUCUCUCCCCAAAGAAGAUCGGAGAAGACAUUGCCAAGGAGACUGCCAAGGAAUGGAAGGGUCUCAGAGUUACCGUCAAGCUUACUGUCCAGAACCGUCAAGCCAAGGUCUCUGUGGUUCCCUCUGCUGCUGCUUUGGUCAUCAAGGCCCUCAAAGAGCCCGAACGCGACCGCAAGAAGACCAAGAACAUCAAGCACAAUGGUAAUAUCUCGCUUGACGAUGUUAUUGAGAUUGCUAGGGUUAUGCGCCCCAGGUCUAUGGCUAAGGAUCUCAGUGGAUCCGUUAAGGAGAUUCUCGGUACUUGCGUUUCUGUUGGGUGUACGGUCGAUGGUAAGGACCCGAAGGAUUUGCAGCAGGAAAUUACUGAUGGGGAUGUUGAAAUUCCUCAGGAUUGAGAGUGAUUUUUUUUUUCUUUUUGUUUUUCGCAUUUGAACUCUUACUUUGUAGUUUCAGUUUUGGAGUUUUAAAGAUGUUUCUUUUUAUUGUCUUCAAAUGACUAUAUCUCCGGAUAUAAGGAUUUAUUUAAUGUGGAAAAGCUUGCUUCAUUUCGGAGAUGGAAGCAUUGUAGUUCCGUUUUGAACUCAAGUUUUAGAUUUUUUGUUUCGAUUCAUAUCGUUGCAUUUCCGGUUGUAUUAUUGAGAAUAGCCCUUUUGUGAUUAUUCCUUACUUACAUUACACUGAAUGCAGGGCAUACUUUUUUCUUU
Molecule: messenger RNA, 926 nt
Organism: Cucumis sativus (cucumber)
Lineage: Eukaryota; Viridiplantae; Streptophyta; Magnoliopsida; Cucurbitales; Cucurbitaceae
Product: 60S ribosomal protein L12-1
Exons: 1
Coding region: 117-617 (166 amino acids)
Biological process (GO): translation
Cellular component (GO): cytosolic large ribosomal subunit; ribosome
Molecular function (GO): large ribosomal subunit rRNA binding; structural constituent of ribosome
Source: RefSeq, a predicted model, not a curated record